AGCGGGUGUCAACAUUAGUUUUGUUAGUGCAAAUAGGCUGUUUGUUAGCGAUCAAUUCACAGUGUUGCAAACAGUCAAAGAAAAUGCAAAACGAUAUUUUGGAGCCGAUAUAAGUGUAAAGGAUUUUAUAGAAUCUAAAGCAUCUGCUUACGAGAUGAACAGUUGGGUGUCAGACCAGACAGACGGUAAAAUAAAGGAUUUGAUAAAAGAGGAAUGGUUAGACCACACCACUGUAAUGUUUAUAAUCAACGCUAUAUACUUUAAAGCCACGUGGGAGAAACAAUUUGUAUCAAGAGACACGCAGAAACAAAUAUUUUACCUUCCUAACAAUAAAAAGGCUGAAGUUGAAAUGAUGAAAAACAAAAUAGUUAUUCCUUAUUUUCGAGGUAUGGACUUCUCUGCGAUAGCAUUACCUUUCAAGGGAGGUAAUUUUGAUAUGGUCUUCAUUUUACCAAAUGAAAUACACGGACUUCCAAAUUUAGAAUCAAGGAUAACACCAAAGUUCCUGUCGGAUAUUUCUAAUGGAUUUAUAAAGAGGUUAACAUUUGUCUCUAUUCCAAAAUUCAAAUUAGAGUCGGAGCUAAAUUUGAAAAAUGAAUUACCUAAACUUGCAGUAGAAGAUAUUUUUCAACCGGCUAAAGCUAAUUUCUCUAAUCUUAUUGUUGAGAAAAGAGGAGGUUUAUAUGUCGAAUAUGCUGUCCAUAAAGCCGUCUUCAAUGUGAACGAAGCAGGUGUAGAGGGAGCUGCGGCUUCAACAAUUGUGGUAUUUUAUAGAUCUGGAUCAAAAUAUUUCAGGGCAAAUAGACCAUUUUUGUUUUAUGUAAGAGAUAUUAAAUCGGGUCUUAUUUUGUUUAUAGGAAGAUUCCAUCCACAGGUCAGAUGA
Mytilus trossulus (common blue mussel) is the source of this 883-nucleotide messenger RNA. RefSeq names its product antithrombin-III-like. The transcript has a single exon. NCBI's taxonomy places the organism in Eukaryota, Metazoa, Mollusca, Bivalvia, Mytilida, Mytilidae. Bases 155 to 883 code for a protein of 242 amino acids. The record is from RefSeq and is a predicted model, not a curated record. Gene Ontology annotation, molecular function: serine-type endopeptidase inhibitor activity.